AACAAGGUCAUACAAAAAAACAGAACAUAAACUAAAAAGUCAGAGCUAAGUCUGAAAAGGGUUUAGACCGUAGAGAACCAGAACCGGAGAAGGAACUGUCGAGUCUCAGAUUGAGACGAAGGAUAGGGGACUUUGCUCAAGUUAAUUUGGAUGAUCUCGUCCGCAAAUACAUGCACUUCUCCACCAUUUUCCAAAGCUCCGUCAAGCUACUCCACUCUCUCCCCCGACCACGACCACGACCAAGACCCAGAAGCCCCACCAGUCGCUUCUUCCGAAAACCAAAACUCGUGAAAACACAAACCCCAGAGCCCAGAGUCUACACAAGAGACACCGUAUCCAACAUCUACAACAUCCUCAAGUACUCCACCUGGGACUCCGCUCGAUCCCACCUCCCACACCUCCCAAUCAAAUGGGACUCUCACAUAAUCAACCGCGUCUUGAAAUCUCACCCUCCGAUGCAGAAAGCCUGGCUCUUUUUCAACUGGGCCUCCGAGAUCAAAGGCUUCAAGCACGACCACUUCACUUACACCACCAUGCUCGACAUCUUCGGCGAAGCGGGUCGGAUCCAGUCCAUGUACUCUGUUUUCCGCCUCAUGAAGGAGAAGGGUGUGGCGAUCGAUACGGUGACGUAUACUUCGAUGAUUCACUGGGUUUCGAGCUCGGGGGAUGUGGACGAAGCCGUGAGGCUGUGGAAGGAGAUGAGGGGUAGUGGGUGCGAGCCUACCGUCGUGACGUACACGGCUUACAUGAAGAUGCUUUUCGAUGGUGGGAGGGUGGAGGAGGCGACGGAGGUGUAUAGGGAGAUGUUGCGGUCGAGGGUUUCUCCUAAUUGUCACACUUAUACGGUGUUGAUGGAGUUUCUUGUAGGCAACGGAAAAUGUGGUGAAGCCUUAGACAUUUUCUUUAAAAUGCAAGAGAUCGGUGUGCAGCCAGAUAAAGCAGCUUGUAAUAUUCUGAUUGGGAAAGCUUGUAAGGUCGGUGAAACGUCUUUCAUGGCUCGGAUUCUUGUAUACAUGAAAGAAAACGGGAUUGUUCUUCGUUACCCUGUAUUUCUCGAGGCUUUAGAGACUCUGAAAGCUGCAGGUCAAAGUGACCAUCUGUUGAGACGAGUCAAUUCGCAUAUUACUGCUGAAUCUUUGUGGGAAGUUGAUGACAUGGAAAGUUCAGAUGAUAGUAGAAUUAUCAGCUCUGUUCUCUUGAUGAAGCAGAGUCUUGUUGCAGUUGAUCAUCUACUUAACCAGAUGAAAGAUAGAAACGUAAAGUUGGAUUCUUCUGUUGUUUCAGCAGUCGUUGAAGCAAACUGUGGCCGUUGUAGAACCGAGGGGGCUUCGUUGGCCCUUGAUUACAGCUCGGAAAUGGGGAUUCAUCUCGAGAAGUCAGCGUAUCUUGCGUUGGUUGGUUACUUUCUGAGAGAAAACGAGCUUGGUAAAGUUAUCGAAGCAGUAAAGGAGAUGGUGAAAGCCCAUCACUCUCUUGGUGUGUACCAAGGAGCAACGUUGAUCCACAGGCUUGGGUUUGGCAGAAGACCUCGCUUAGCUGCAGAGGUUUUCGACUUGUUUCCUGAUGAUCAAAAGGGCGUAGCUGCUUACACUGCGCUGAUGGAUGUUUAUAUCUCAGCAGGGAGUCCAGAGAAAGCAAUGAAGAUAUUGGAAGAGAUGAGAGAACGUGAGAUCGUGCCUUCGCUGGGGACGUACGAUGUUCUCUUGUCUGGUCUUGAGAAAACCAGUGACUUCCAGAGAGAAGCAGCGUCGUUGAAGAAGGAGAAGAAGAGUCUUGUUGCUAAUGGCCGUUACCGGGAAAGUGUUGAUGUUGAAGAGAAAGUCUGUGAUCUUCUGUUUGGUAGAUAUCUGUAAUCUAAUUGCAUGUGAAGUCAACAGACAUGUUUUAACAAAGCCCUUUAGCCACAAGUGUAGGUUCUCCUCAGGUUCGUGCAGUUUCUCAAAGCAUAACCACAAGUGUGCUCUCUAUGCUAAUGACCCGAGUUAGUUUAGUUGAGGUUGAGUUAUUAGGGAUCGUUUGAUCAGUAGACGACUAUUAUGAAUCCCAGAAGUUCAUGUGUUGUAAGCUUCCAACUAUUGAGAUUCACUAAAUUUAAUUUAAACCAUUAAAGGUUUGUUGAAA
Messenger RNA from Brassica napus (rape), 2121 nucleotides. Its product is annotated as pentatricopeptide repeat-containing protein At2g01390. NCBI's taxonomy places the organism in Eukaryota, Viridiplantae, Streptophyta, Magnoliopsida, Brassicales, Brassicaceae. Gene Ontology annotation, molecular function: protein binding. The record is from RefSeq and is a predicted model, not a curated record. The coding region runs from base 171 to 1853 and encodes 560 amino acids. The transcript has 2 exons.